Messenger RNA from Capronia coronata CBS 617.96, 828 nucleotides. RefSeq names its product glutamine amidotransferase. NCBI's taxonomy places the organism in Eukaryota, Fungi, Ascomycota, Eurotiomycetes, Chaetothyriales, Herpotrichiellaceae. Gene Ontology annotation, biological process: pyridoxal 5'-phosphate biosynthetic process; pyridoxine metabolic process. The transcript has 2 exons. Bases 1 to 828 code for a protein of 275 amino acids. Gene Ontology annotation, cellular component: glutaminase complex; cytosol. The record is from RefSeq and is a predicted model, not a curated record. Gene Ontology annotation, molecular function: glutaminase activity.
AUGACCAUCACAGUCGGUGUGUUGGCCCUACAAGGCGCUUUCCUUGAGCAUCUAGUCCUGCUAAAGCGAGCGGCGGAUUACUUGCAUGGGCACGAGGGAGUGACAGAGUCAUUCGACUUUAUUGAAGUCAGAAAUGCAGAGCAGUUGGCUCGUUGUGAUGCAUUGAUUAUUCCCGGAGGCGAGAGCACAACUAUGUCGUUGGUCGCAGCACAGUCCGGCUUGCUCGAACCUCUGCGAGAAUUUGUCAAAGUCUCUCGCAAGCCCACCUGGGGCACGUGUGCCGGACUGAUCCUUCUCGCCGAAGCGGCAAAUGCCACCAAGAAGGGAGGCCAGGAACUGAUCGGAGGUCUGGAUGUGCGUGUUCGCCGCAAUCACUUUGGCAGACAGAUUGAGAGCUUUGAGGCGGACCUGGAUCUACCCUUUUUGAGAGCCGGAGGGUCAAGUCCCGCCAAACCCUUUCCUGGAAUCUUCAUUCGAGCACCCGUUGUUGAGAAGAUACUUCCCAACGUCGAGGGUAUUCAGAAUGCUGAGCAGCAAGCCGGCCAGACCGUAGUGGCGCCCUCCAAAUCGGCCAAGGACGAGCAGGCAAAGUUGGCAAUGAGCUCCCAUGUCGAUAUCAUGGGAAAGCUCCCCGGUCGCCUGAAGAAAGCCCAGGCGAUGGGAGCGGAGCUGGAUGCUGGAGAAGAGGUCGGCGACAUUAUCGCAGUCAAGCAAGGCAAUGUUUUUGGGACCAGCUUCCACCCCGAAUUGACGUCUGACAUUCGGAUACAUGUCUGGUGGUUGAGGCAAGUCCUCGAUGCGGUAGGGGAUCGAGCUGCAGUGCGGUGA